AUGGCUCCCUGGCACAGGACAGCCGCUUUCAUGUGGUCAACGCUUGCUUUUCUUCUUUGUUUUGCUUUCACGUUUGCUGCUGAUCCCGGGCCAGAGCAUGCCAUAAGCUACUUCGACAAUGCACCAACUCGGUUGUUCUUUUUCGAUGAUACGACUAGUGUGAUAUACCACGAUGCCAUCUUCGGGGAAAUACAUGUUUCUCAUGAUGAAGGCAAGACCUGGAAACGCGCAGAUGACAUACCACCUGGCGAGGCUGCAAUGUUUAUUGAACAUCCAUUCAACAAUCGCGUGGCAUUCGUAUUAACAAAUUCCUACACGCAUUACCGCACAGACAACCGCGGAAAGUCAUGGCGCACGUUCAACGUUCCUGAGCUACUAGCCUAUGUCGAAGCACCACUCUCAUUCCACUCAGAUCCCAAAAAGUGGGAGUAUACCCUCUUCCAGGCCACCAAAUGUGACACAGUUUCCUCGGGAGAACAAUGUCGAGAUGUGACAUACUACACCAAAGAUGGAUUUGCCUCAUCACCACAACUACUCCUAGAUGAUGUCUCUCGUUGUCAAUUUGCUCACAGUACGAAGGAUUUCAAACAUGACGCUCACGAAGACCUUAUCUACUGCGUCGCCUAUGACUCUUCCGCUAUGAUCGGCUCGCACAAUAUUGCAAGCAGUCGUCUGUACUCUAGCACAGACUUUUUUGCUACCAAGCAGAACGAAGACCUUGGCAUUGGCAAGAAUGCCAAAGGCGUCGUGGUAUUUGCGAUCGUGUCCAAGUUCGCUGUGGUUGUGCUCAAGGACUUGACGCCCGGCAGCGAGGGUGACAUGCUAUUCUAUGUUACUGUGAACACCAAGGAAUGGGCCAAGGCACAUUUCCCGCAUACCUCCCAGGCGCGCUUGCGGGAGAAUGCAUACACCAUCGUCGAGUCUACGGUCCAUUCUCUAGCAGUAGAUAUCGUCUUGCAAGACUUAACUACUGUCGGUACUCUGUUUGUCAGCAACUCUAACGGCACCUAUUUUGUCGAGAGCUUGACGGACACGAACAGGAACAUAGCGGGGUACGUUGACUACGAUACCAUAUAUGGCGUCGAUGGUGUUGGUAUUGCCAAUGUCAUUGCUAAUGCGCAAGACGUUGAGAGGAAGAUGGCAGCCAAGCAAUUACGGUCGGUCAUCACAUUUAAUGAUGGCAGCUCAUGGGAUUCUCUUGUCGCUCCUCGCGGGACCUGCUCCUCCGAACCAUGUUCGCUGCACUUGCACUCGGUAACAGACAUGCACGACAGUGGCCCUGUUUUCUCGUCCCCCGCCCCUGGCUUCGCUAUGGGCGUUGGUUCCGUUGGAAAGGCGCUCGCGCCGUAUGAGGAGAGCAACACCUACAUGAGCGCGGACGCCGGCCUGACAUGGACCAUGGUCCGCGAAGGCGCAUGUCAAUACGAAUUUGGCGAUUCCGGAACUGUCAUCGUCAUCGUCGACGACGAGCAACCUACCGACUCCAUCAUGUACUCCACGGAUAUGGGUCGGACCUGGAACACGUACAAUGUCGGGAUCCAAUUCCGUGCUAAGAGGCUGACGACGGUAUCGGAUUCGACAUCUCAGAAGUUUCUUCUCCUCGGCCAGGUCACGCGGCAGUCCCAACAACCCAAUGAGGGCCGCAACGCUGCUAUCUACCUCGAUUUUGCCACCCUCGGGCGCCGGAAGUGUGGUCCUAACGACAAGGAGUCAUGGUACGCAAGAGCCAGUACUAGAUCAGAGUGCAUCAUGGGUGCCAAGCAAUGGUACACCAGGCGCAAGGCUAAUGCAGAUUGCUACAUGGGCGAGAAGUUUCACGAUCCGGAAGUUCAUGAUGAUACGUGCUCAUGUGAGGAACAUGAUUAUGAGUGUGACUACAACUACGUGCGGAGCGAUGGUAAAUGUGUGCCUACGGGUCCAGAGCGCAUACCUAGCACCCAGUGCACCCUUGGGACGCCCGACGAAAAGUACAUGGGUUCAUCAGGAUAUCGCAAGAUCCCUGGGAACAAGUGUCAAGGUGGCUCUCGCAUGGACAAGCCCGUAUCUAAAGAUUGUUCCGGAGCUGAACCUCUUGAAGGAGCGAUCGUUCACCAGAUUCAUUCAUUCUCUAGUGAUAUUGUACAGAGCGCGUAUUUCAGGGACUCGAAGACCGUUCUCGUCCGUCUUUCCGACUUCACAAUAUGGCAAUCUAGCAAUGAAGGUUACACAUGGGAACAAAAGUUCCCAGAAGAGCGUUUCCUCGCGUUCUAUAUGCAUACGCACAGCAAUGAGCGCGCAUACCUUAUCACUGACUCCAAUAAGUUCUUCUACACAACAGACACAGGCCGCUACUGGCACUCCUCCCAAGCACCUUCGCCUCCCAACACCUUCGGGGCUCAAGUGCUCCGCUUCCAGACCAAGUCCGACUAUCUCAUCUGGAUCGGUAAUGCGGACUGCGAAUCAGGGUACAACUGUCGCGCGCAGGCUCAGUAUACGCGGAACAAUGGACGGAAUUGGCGGUUGGUGGAGGACUAUGUCGUGAAUUGUGACUGGGCACGCGAUGAGGAGCUGCGGAUCGAUUCAUCACAGAUCCUAUGCGAGUCGUAUGCGGACAAAAAAGGCUCGCAGGUGUUUUUCGGGAAAGACAAUGCGUUGCAGCUUGUGUCUGGGACGGACUAUUAUGCGACAAAGACGAAGUUGUUUGACCAUGUCGCGGGGUUCACCAAGUUUUCAGAGUUUUUGGUCGUGGCUGAGUACCUCCCGAUGAGGGGCACGCUUAACAUCCAGGUCUCACUUGAUGGACAGACGUUUGCUUCUGGGAACUUCCCUCCUGGCAUGCAUCCAGAUUCUCACGCAUACACCGUCCUCGACUCAAGCACUAAAUCUAUCUUCCUACACAUGACCAUGAACGAGUUUCCAACGCCAUGGGGCAACAUGCUGAAAUCCAACUCUAACGGAACUUACUUUGGCCUAUCCAUCGAGAACGUGAACAGGAACAAUGAAGGCUUCGUCGACUUUGAAAAGUUCGCGGGAUUGGAUGGCAUUGCGAUGGUCAAUGUAGUGUCCAAUCCUGCGGAGGCUGCGCUUACGGGACGUAAGGCUCUGCAGACGAAAAUCACGCAUAACGACGGUGGCACUUGGAAGCCGCUUUCACCCCCUUCGGUAGAUUCGUUGGGUGUGAAGUACCCUUGUAAAUCAGCGGGCUGCGCACUUCACGUUCACGGGUAUACAGAGCGCGUCGAUGCCCGGGCAACAUAUAGCAGCCCAUCCGUCGUCGGUGUGGUGAUGGCAGUCGGGAACGUGGGUGAUUCGCUCGCCACCUACACAGAGAGCGAUACCUUCCUGUCCCGGGAUGGCGGGUUCACAUGGGAAGAAGUCCACAAGGAUGCCCACCUCUGGAAGUUCGGCGACUCAGGGUCUAUCAUUGUGAUCGCGAAUGAUGAGGAGCCGACGGACCACGUCCUGUUUACCACAGAUGAGGGUCUUACUUGGCGAGAAUUCAAGUUCACGACUGAGAAGAUCAGAGUGAGGGAUAUAGUGACGGUGCCAGAGGAUACAAGCCGGAAGUUCAUGCUACUGGGUCGUUACCCCGCGACGUCCAGCUCGGUGAUCGUGCACUUGGACUUCUCACCUCUCACGCAUAAGAGAUGCCUCGUGGAUAACGAACACCCUGGACACGAUGACUUUGAGUUGUGGAGCCCCAGCGAAGAAAGAGACUCGCUUUGCUUGUUCGGUCGACAGACGCUCUACCAUCGCCGCAAACGGGAUGUGAACUGUGUUGUUGGAGACACGCCUAAGGCACUGGACAACAUUGUACGGAAUUGCACAUGUACGCUGGAGGACUUUGAGUGCGAAUUCAACUAUGUCCGCAACGGGGAAGGCAAAUGUGUUCUUGUACCGGGGACGACUCCACGACCACCCGAUAAUUCAUGUCGCAAUGGAGAAGACUAUUGGUAUGAACGCACGCCAUAUCACAAG
Suillus fuscotomentosus is the source of this 3957-nucleotide messenger RNA. RefSeq names its product Oligoxyloglucan reducing end-specific cellobiohydrolase. Gene Ontology annotation, cellular component: membrane; Golgi apparatus. Gene Ontology annotation, biological process: Golgi to endosome transport; protein targeting to vacuole; Golgi to vacuole transport. The record is from RefSeq and is a predicted model, not a curated record. The transcript is spliced from 18 exons. NCBI's taxonomy places the organism in Eukaryota, Fungi, Basidiomycota, Agaricomycetes, Boletales, Suillaceae. The annotation marks the transcript as partial. Gene Ontology annotation, molecular function: protein binding.